Molecule: messenger RNA, 723 nt
Organism: Doryrhamphus excisus (bluestripe pipefish)
Lineage: Eukaryota; Metazoa; Chordata; Actinopteri; Syngnathiformes; Syngnathidae
Source: RefSeq, a predicted model, not a curated record
AUGAGCCAUCUCCGCAGUGGUCAAAGCCAGCCGGCCGGCCGGGAGCAAGGCAGCAUGAUGAGAGGUUAUUUUGCAGUGGUCACACUGCUGCAGCUUUUCCCGAAGGUCGAUGCCGUCCCGAUCUGUUCCUACGGACAUGCAGGAUGUCACAUUCCCACGCUGGCCGACCUCUUUGAACGCAUCAUCCAACAAUCAUCAAGGAUGCAUGACAUCUCCACUGACCUGCACUCGCAAUAUGAGCAGUCCUUGGUCCCCAACAGGAACCACAUGGGAACGUGGAAGUGUCACACCCAUGACAUCUUGGCACCAGACAACAAGGAGAUGGUCCAAAGUCUGGGAAGGGACCGGCUGACCCAGGUGGUCCUCAGGCUGCUGGGGGCCUGGGGGGACCCCUUAUCACGGCUGCACCAGAGCGUGACACGGCAUCGGGACCGAGACUCCAACCACUACAGCAACAAGGCGCUGCAGAUGAGCGACGCCAUCCAGGAGCUGAAGGCCGGAGUCCUGAAAAUGGCCGAGAAGAUGAAGCUUGUGGGCGUGGCCGGUAGCAACACGGCGGCCCACGUCCCUCCGGAAGGAGCGCCCACCUUGGCCUACAAGAGAGGAGCUCCGAGCUCGGUGGACCCCAACGACCUGCUCUACUGCCUCCGCCGCGACGCUGACAAGGUCAAAAAUUACCUGCGCAUCCUGCAGUGCUCUUCGCUGCCAGGACUGCAGUGUUAA